This is a messenger RNA of Ostertagia ostertagi, 246 nucleotides long. Lineage: Eukaryota; Metazoa; Nematoda; Chromadorea; Rhabditida; Trichostrongylidae. The record is from the annotation of a GenBank genome assembly.
AUGGCGAAGAAAAGCUUGCUCGACAGCCGUAAAGAUAUCACAAAUAGCUGCUCGAUUCUUGAGAAUGCCAUUCUGUCCAUCGCUCUUGCCGAAGCUCACUGCCAUACGGGAAAUAGGAACGGCAGGCUGGAGCGUUUUGUGUUUGAGAAGUAUGUGUUGCAGGAACUAGCGCUUUACUAUCACGACCGCGGCGAUAUGGACGAACGUGAUGACAUUGCCUCAGCCUCAAUUUGCAGCCAUCGAUGA